Molecule: messenger RNA, 1873 nt
Organism: Poecilia reticulata (guppy)
Lineage: Eukaryota; Metazoa; Chordata; Actinopteri; Cyprinodontiformes; Poeciliidae
Product: ADP-ribosylation factor 4-like
Molecular function (GO): GTPase activity; GTP binding
Source: RefSeq, a predicted model, not a curated record
GCCUUCCACGUUUACACCGGACGUGGCAGUCUGGAGUGAAAUCACAGUAACUUCCCUCCCUCAACCGUGACUGGACCCGUUUUAAACACAUUUCGCUUUGCUGUUGUCGUGGUUAAAUAUCAGUUCUAGUUUUAAAUAGUCAAACAUCCUCGGGCAGCCAUGGGGCUCACCAUCUCGUCGAUCUUCGGUCGGCUGUUCGGGAAGAAACAGAUGAGGAUUCUGAUGGUUGGACUAGACGCUGCUGGAAAAACAACAAUCCUGUACAAACUGAAGCUUGGUGAAAUUGUGACCACUAUCCCAACCAUUGGUUUCAAUGUGGAGACGGUAGAAUAUAAAAAUAUCAGCUUCACCGUUUGGGAUGUGGGUGGCCAGGACAAGAUCAGACCUCUCUGGAGGCAUUACUUCCAGAACACACAGGGUCUUAUCUUCGUAGUGGACAGUAACGACAGAGAACGAAUUAUUGAGUCUGCGGAGGAGCUCUCCAAAAUGCUUCAGGAAGAUGAGCUGAGAGAUGCCGUCCUGCUGGUAUUUGCCAAUAAGCAGGACCUUCCAAAUGCCAUAACGGUCAGCGAACUGGCAGAGAGACUCGGCUUGCAUUCACUUCGCAGCAGAAAAUGGCACAUCGAAUCCACCUGCGCCACCCAGGGCACCGGGCUGUAUGAAGGACUUGACUGGCUGUCCAAAGAGCUGUCGAAGAACUAAUGAAGGAUCGGCUGGACAGCAGAGUGUGACUGAUCAACACGGGACUUGAGAAAAGACUCAGACGUUCAAUCCAGAGCCAGUUUGUUUUAGCACCAAUGUUUACAAAAAAAACAACAAAAAAAAAAAACCCUCCAACCUGUUGGACAGUUAACUCAGUUAUGAUAACCUCUGUUUUUAAAUCUAUUCAGUAGUUUCUUUCUUUGUGCAUGGUCUUUCCUUUUCACACUCAUUCAUUUACACUUCCUGUGUAAAUGGUGGGCAUGGUGAGAAAAUUAUAUGUUUAGAGAUUUCACAGAAAGAAAUGCAUUUAUAAAUUUCGGUUUGACGGUAGAGGUCGUCUGGUGGUCUCCCUCAAGCUGUUAAUUGCCAUGCCCCCCUGCUGUUAUUUGAUUUCUGGAUGCUUGGUCUUUUGUUUUACUUCUGUGCCAGCUAACCGUUUUGUAAUUCUGUGGUUUGAUUAAUAAUUUGCUUGUAGUUUGGUGCCAAAAAAAAACAAAAAACAGAUUGCCUUCUGGUCCCCUGUGGUAUAGACCUCAGUUAUUCAUUUCAUGUUGCAUCAUUAGGUGAAGCUUCUCCUCGUGAUGCAUUUAGGUCUUUGUGCUUUUGCGAGAUGAAGUUAUGCAACUCUCCGCUUUGUGCUGCAUUGUAUGCAGUGUUGCAGCAGAACCACACCACUGUGAGUAUAGAUUAAUGUCUUGCAGCUUCCUUAUAAACUCUGGAUCUCACUUAUCUCAGUUUCUUGUGAAUUUGUUUUCACAUGCUUUGUUUUUCUGCUUUAAAACCAGCAAAAAAAAUUUAUUUUUAUUUUAUUUUUUCCUUUUCUGUCAUCUAACAGAAAGUAGCUUCGGCCCAAAGGAGGAAGGAAGUGUUUUCUCAGUGUUGACACAGGACCUGAGACAUUGCGACACUGUGAAGUCUCGUUUUAUUCCCCUCUCUCCCCCUUUUUUUUUUUUUUCCAGCAACAUAUAAUGUUGACUUUGUUGUACUGUGUAACAAACACUGUAAAGUAUUAAUUACUUUCCUCUUUCUCUUUAAUAAAACACACAGCAUACUGACCUAUCAGCAUACUGACCUAUCAGUUUAUCUUAGUGUACAUUCCAGCUUUGGGAUAUUUGUUGUCAGUGUCUUUUAAAACAAAAAGCUCUGAAUAAAGCCACUGUUACACUAACCC